AUGCCUACCCCAGAGCCAAGAAGCUCCAGCACCCAAAGCCAAAGUAGUCUGCGACCUUUGACACUUUCCAACAUUGAUUUUAUCAACAAAAAAUUGCCGACGCCGCCAGGAAGCGAAACAUCGUCAAUCAUGCCAGUGCAGGAAUCACUAUGGCGCAGAGUCUUUAGACUAGGAAUUUCUUUGGAUUUUUGGGCACGGUUUAUUAUCAUUCUUUCUUUCUGUGAAGCUCUUAUGGCGUUCUGGGGAGGGAUUCAAAUCGUUAUUUCUGGAAAACUUGACUACGGCAAAAUUUGGCUCAUUAUGACAAUUGUUCUACUUUGUUGGAGCUUUUUCUUCGGCGUAGUUAGCUACUGCGGGUUUUCGGUUCUAUGGGGACGCUUUUCUUGCUCCCCUACCGCCAUCCGCGUUGUGAGGCUAAUGGCGAUUCUCUUAAUGAUAUUGUACGGAGUGGCUUCUGGACUCUGGUUCUUUUACGGCUUCCAAUCGGCAACUACGACCCGCGAAAUGUGUGUUACGACCCUGGUUUUCUGGGACGGGGAAACUGUCCCGGCACCAAAACCUUGGGUGGACCUUUGCCUCAGCACCGCUGAGAGCUUCGAGAGACUACAGGUUGCCUGGGGCUUCAUGAACGCCUUUCAGGUUUACUUCAUGUUGAUCCUUAUCCAGUGGGCCAGUCAACAUGAGCAGGACCUUCAACAACAGAAGCGCUGGAGCCGUAAUAGUGGUCUUACCUAUUCUGACUCCGAUAAGUCUUUCGAUAGAAUGAGCGAGGUUGAAGCCAACGUCAACAAUUUCGAAAAGGCAUUGGCGGAACACGUUGAGGAAUUCGCUCGACAGGAAAAGAUGGAUAGGCAGUCGACUAGCACCAUUCAUGUUGGCAUGAGCAUCCCAAAUUUCCCUAUGCCGGGUGCUAACAGGACGAGACGCCCAACUCUCGUACCAGGUUCGGGCCUAGCCCCCGAGAGUGCUGAGGAUGCCGCGAGGUACGGUUAUGGUGUGAGGAAGGGUUCUCUCGCCAGUCUUACUGGGCGCUUUAGUAACACUAGUGCUAUGAGCGGAGCUAUACCUAUUGCUUUGGAUUUGAAGAAUCUCAAUUCUCCAAGCUUUUAUGGACGCGCUUUCUAA
Messenger RNA from Orbilia oligospora ATCC 24927, 1125 nucleotides. RefSeq lists its product as uncharacterized. The record is from RefSeq and is a predicted model, not a curated record. Lineage: Eukaryota; Fungi; Ascomycota; Orbiliomycetes; Orbiliales; Orbiliaceae. Bases 1 to 1125 code for a protein of 374 amino acids. The transcript is spliced from 2 exons.